Humulus lupulus (European hop) is the source of this 2212-nucleotide messenger RNA. Its product is annotated as protein DEFECTIVE IN MERISTEM SILENCING 3-like. Gene Ontology annotation, cellular component: chromosome. The record is from RefSeq and is a predicted model, not a curated record. Gene Ontology annotation, biological process: chromosome organization. The coding region runs from base 347 to 1144 and encodes 265 amino acids. The transcript has 5 exons. Gene Ontology annotation, molecular function: ATP binding; protein binding. NCBI's taxonomy places the organism in Eukaryota, Viridiplantae, Streptophyta, Magnoliopsida, Rosales, Cannabaceae.
AUGUAAUAUUGACUUACAAGUUACAACAUGUCAUACUAUAUUUGUACUAUUCAUUCCAUAUAUGUGUCUUGUGCAGUAUCAUUCUCUGUAUCAUCAAAGAAUAAAGUGUUUUUCAAACAAGAGUUUCAGAUUGAGAGACGGGAACUAAGAAUUGCAUCGAAGGUACCUGAGAUUCUUACCACUGGUUCCAUACUGGAAAACAUCAUUUUUGAAAUUGUCAACUCUGAGGGUAUUGUUGAUGAAACUAUCCACGAUGAAGAAAAAACUGGUCUAUCACAUAUGAUCACAAUUAAGGCUGAUUGGCUUGAUAUGGAGGAGUCCACCCGAUAUACUUUCAAGCAAUUUAAUGAAAGACAUAAUAGGGGUGGUUGCUCUACUUGGUAGAGUUCAAUAUAGCCAGCUUAGCAGGAUAUUGUCAGAAUAUUUGGGUGUAGAUCAAAUGCUAGCUGUUGUCACCAGAUCUUUUGAAUCUGCUGCUCAUCUUGAAAUGUAUACACAUACUGGUGAAGUUGAUCGCAGCAAUGCUCUUCAUGCUGAAGCAGCCAUUCUUGGGAAAUCCAUAAAUGGUCGAUUUACUGUUAUAUGCCUUGACAAUAUAAGCCUUGACAAUCCAUACAGAGGUGGCUUUGAAGAUCACCCUCAGGGGAAGCUGGCUUUACCACUUCCUUGUUUUAUUGAUGGAACUAUUCCAAAAGGUUUUCUGGGAUUUGCUGUAAAUAUGAUUGAUUUAGAUGAAGAUCAGCUAUCCAUAACAAACAAUUCAGGCAAUGGUCUUAGAGAGACGGUAUUCUAUCGCCUUCUUGGUCAGCUCCAAGUUUACCAAACCAGGGAAGACAUGCUAGCAGCCAGUGCUUGUAUAAAACACGGCGCUGUAUCACUAGAUGGUGGAAUCUUGAAAGAAAAUGGUGUAAUGUCUUUUGGAUUUAGUGACCCCGGAGUAUGUUUUCAAGUUGUCACGACAAACAAUGAAAUACCUCUUUCUCAAGAAAAUUUGAAGCUGCUCCAAGACCAGAAAUCAGAGUUGAAAACCAUCGAUGAUAAGAUAAAACAAAAUGCCAAACAGCAUGGGCAAGUUUUAAACUAUUAUGCAAAGACAAAGAAAAAGUUAAGCAAGUUGAUGGACGAUGUGGAACGGAACCUAUGAUGAAACAACGAUCCAACACAGAAUAGUUUCUACAUUAUGAUGACAAAUCAAGUCAUACCUUCUCUCCACUUUUAAUUUAAUUUAGGGGUGUAUAUAUAUGUAUAGAUGAAGUACUUUGGGGGUUUUACUUUUCAUCAUAUAUUUAUACGUACAAUAUGAUGAUAAGGAAGUUAUACUUUUUUAUAGUUUUUUUUUGUUUUAAUUCUAUCCAGGAAUACUAUACAUAUUGUAUGGUUAUCUAAUUUAGUAAUCUGUCUAGAAAUUAAUCUAUCGAAAAAGUAGCCUUUUUAGAGGAGUUUGUUUUAUGGGAAAUUUUCAUAAAUAUGACUUUUUAGCUAUAAUUGUGCAAAAAUAUGGGAAUCAAUCUUUUUAUAAUAUGUAUGGAAGAUUUUAUACAAGGAAAACUUAGAAUAUGGGAAAAAUAAGUACAUGCCAUAAUUGAAAUUUAAACAACAACACAUCAGCACAAAUCAGGGGUACACAUGUAAUUACCAAUCCAAUCCUCCUCUGCUCAUUUGCUCAUGCCUGAAACAUGAUAAAAAAACCACGAUACUAUUUCUUCCAUCUCCGGCACGCAAUUCUCCAGUGAUAGCUUCCUUCUCCGGCAACGACUCGUAUCUCCGGCGAUCACCACAACAACCGACCAACUCUAGCAAAGGUUUGACCUCAUCUUCUGCCAAAAAAAUGCAAGAAAAAUCUGAUCACUAAACAAAUGGUCCCUUUCUGCAGAAAUCAAAGAAAUUCCAACAUUCUUCCAAUCAUACCAGCUGCAAUCUUUGAAGAUUCCGGCGACCUGCAUAUCCACUACACAAUCAAGAAAACAAGGUUUGCAAGAAACCGUUUCCUCUGUCAACUCUGUUCUGCUGUCAUUUUUUUUUUUUUUUUGCAAACUAUGUUCAAUCUACUAUAUUAUUUGCAACUAUUAUCUUGAUUAUAAUAAAAAUGAUCAUGAUCAAAUGUGCUUGCUGGAAAACAGAAACAAUUUAUAAACUAAAAAAUAGAAAAAAAAUAUCGAAGCUCACUGGUUUGUAUACAUUGAUUAACCAGAAAAAAAACAAGAAACAAUAA